AUGGAUCUCAAAGUAAAGCUACUGGAGAAUGAGGACUUGUAUUGUGAAACACUGUUGCUGUGGGUGUACAGUAUGACCCUCAGGAAUGGCAGCCUCACCAUUGCAGUCUUGGGCCUGCUUGGAAAUGUCUCUUCCAUCAUCCAUGCUGUGUACGAAUUGAGUGCAGGCAAUGAGGGAGCGCUAUUCUCCGACUACUCUAAGGAUAUAUCACCAGGUGUGCUCCGCAACAUUUCGAUCACCACGCUCUCCUCUGCGGUCGUGAUGAUGAUACUUAAUUCUGUCCUCAUCUAUGGAAUCCAAAAGGUUUUCUCUGAGAUUAUGGCACAGGUGUCGCGUGGACGCUGUGCUGGGAUUGAACAGCUCAUGGGCGUAACGGGACAAUCAGACAGCACGAACCUAUCUCAAAAAAAUGUUACUGUCCGUGUCUCUGAACUCGAUCGAGGACGAACUGUUCCCACAAACAUAUCUGGAUAG
Darwinula stevensoni is the source of this 474-nucleotide messenger RNA. Lineage: Eukaryota; Metazoa; Arthropoda; Ostracoda; Podocopida; Darwinulidae. The record is from the annotation of a GenBank genome assembly.